UGAAACAAUACACACAUAUAUUGGUCUGCAAUUCAGAUGGUAAAAAAUUAUGGGCUUACAAGAAUUCAUCAUGGCGAGAAAGCCAAGUUGCAGACAGUCGGAUUCAACAACUACAACGCCCUCGCCAACAACAACUACAACUGUCCCUUCAACUACAACUACAGAAAGCACAACAACAACGACAACGCCCUCCACAACAACAACUACAACUGUACCAUCAACUACAACUACAGAAAGCACAAAAACAAUAAUAACGCCCUCCCCAACAACAACUACAACUACAGAAAACACAACAACAACUACAACUGUCCCAUCAACUACAACUACAGAAAGCACAACAACAACGACAACGCCCUCCACAACAACAACUACAACUGUCCCAUCAACUACAACUGCAGAAAGCACAACAACAACUACAACGCCCUCGCCAACAACAACUACAACUGUCCCAUCAACUACAACUACAGAAAGCACAACAACAACGACAACGCCCUCCACAACAACACCUACAUCUGUCCUAUCAACUAAAACUACAGAAAGCACAACAACAACGACAACGCCCUCCACAACAACACCUACAACUGUCCCAUCAACUACAACUACAGAAAGCACAACAACAACGACUACGCCCUCCACAACCACAACUACAACUGUCCCAUCAACUACAACUACAGAAAGCACAACAACAACGACUACGCCCUCCACAACAACAACUACAACUGUCCCAUCAACUACAACUACAGAAAGCACAACAACAACGACAACGCCCCCCACAACAACAACUACAACUGUCCAAUCAACUACAACCACACCAGAACCAACUACGACAACUGAGCACGACUUAACUCCGAACGAAAUUUGCGAAACGAAUGGCAAAGAGACUUUUAUAGCAGAUCCUAAUGAUCUAACUUGUCAAGAGUACAUCAUUUGUACAGAAUCGGGAUCUACCUGGAUUGGUACGGUAAUGAAAUGUCCAACUAAUCAAUGGUUUAAUCCAACGCUGGGAUUUUGUUCCGCAACUUAUGAGUGUCCCACAGCGACAACAACUACACCUAACUCCACUACAACUACUACACAAACAAUAACAACGCCCACGACAACAACAACGCCAACGACAACAACUACGCCAACGACAACAACUACGCCAACUACAUCAACAACAACGACAACUACAACAACGACAACUUCAACAACUACAACUACACAAGAAGCGACUACGACUACUGAGAGCACUUUAACUCCGCAGGAAAUAUGUGAAAAUAACGGCAAACAGGCGUCCAUAGCAUACCCUAAUGAUACAACUUGUACAAAAUACAUAGUUUGUUCAAAGCCGGGAUCCACAUGGAUUGCUAAGGAAAGUACUUGUGCAGAUGGUAAAUGGUUUGAUCCAACUACAGCGAAGUGUUCCGCAACAUAUGUAUGUCCCUCAUAGA
Messenger RNA from Anastrepha ludens (Mexican fruit fly), 1433 nucleotides. RefSeq names its product mucin-2-like. The record is from RefSeq and is a predicted model, not a curated record. NCBI's taxonomy places the organism in Eukaryota, Metazoa, Arthropoda, Insecta, Diptera, Tephritidae. Gene Ontology annotation, cellular component: extracellular region. The transcript has 4 exons. The coding region runs from base 50 to 1432 and encodes 460 amino acids. Gene Ontology annotation, molecular function: chitin binding.